Molecule: messenger RNA, 1326 nt
Organism: Pungitius pungitius (ninespine stickleback)
Lineage: Eukaryota; Metazoa; Chordata; Actinopteri; Perciformes; Gasterosteidae
Product: solute carrier family 66 member 2
Exons: 5
Coding region: 184-912 (242 amino acids)
Biological process (GO): phospholipid translocation; retrograde transport, endosome to Golgi
Cellular component (GO): endosome; trans-Golgi network
Source: RefSeq, a predicted model, not a curated record
CGACCAGGUUAGGUUCACAGGCUCAGUUACCAUGGCGACUCACCCUGAGGUUUAGUUACCUCCCUUUCUGAAACAGACAACCCUGAGUUUCCCUCAUUUCACGGUGAACGAACUCACGAAACGGACCCCUGCUGGUGCAACCUUGAGCCCCGCCCCGGACACCUCUGAGCUCAUCUGGGGGUGAUGGAUGUGGUCGCGCAGGAGGAGGCCAUGGACGACUCGUGGUCCCUGCUGUCCUGGGUGGCGUCCUGCCUCAUGGUGUUUGGCGGAGCGCUGCCUUACGUGCCGCAGUACCAGGACAUCCAGAGGAGCAGCCACAGCGACGGCUUCUCCACCCGGGUCUGCCUGGUGCUGCUCGUGGCCAACAUCCUGCGCAUCUUCUUCUGGAUCGGGAAGCAGUUUGAGCUGACCCUGUUGCUGCAGAGUGUGGUGAUGAUCAUCACUAUGUUCGCCAUACUCCACCUCUGCUGUGAGGUCCAGAACACCAACCGAGUGAGCACCAGGCAACACCGACUGUCAGACUUGGACUUUCGCUACUUCUGGAAGUGGAGCGCGUUCGAGGACUACCUGCUCUUCUGCUUCGGCUUCACCGUGCUCUGUGCCGUCAUCACCCUGCUGCUGCUGGACUCGCCCGUGUUUGUGGAGACGCUGGGCUCCGCAGCCGUGACGUUUGAGGCCAUGCUGGGCCUCCCCCAGCUGCUGCAGAACUUCCACAACCGCUCCACCAAAGGCAUGAGUGUGAAGAUGGUGCUGCUGUGGACGGCCGGGGACGUUUUCAAGACCUCCUACUUUGUGAUGAACGAGAGCCCGUCUCAGUUCUGGGUUUGCGGGUCGGUUCAGAUCAUAAUUGACGUGGCCAUCCUGCUGCAGGUCCUUCUCUACGGCCAAGACACACGGGUCAAGCUGGGUUGAACAUGUUUCCUCAUGUUUCCUCGUGCAAAGUAAAGAACAAAUUCAAAUUCUUCAGUCAUUUUUAAAAAUAAAAUCAUCAUUCCAAUUAUCAUGGGAGACGUCAAUAACACAGGAAUAAUGUAUAAAUAUGGACUCAUCAGACCCAAAUGGUUUACCUUCACGUGCAAUUAAGAAAAUCGUUUAUCAACCUAGUUUAGUCAUGCACUAAUAGCCACAACUCUGCCUUUAACUUUUAAUUAAGACAUGGCAUUUUAUAUGUUGUAUUUAUUUGUUCUAUGUUACAUUACCUAGAUUCCUAGGUGUACUGCACACGGAAACUGUAAGAGAGAAACAAUAGGUCCCUAACUGGCAGCUGAUGAGUCUCCCAGUUUGCACCACACAUCUCACGAUGCACAGUGUGUGCUUGGGGUGGAG